Messenger RNA from Drosophila albomicans, 721 nucleotides. RefSeq lists its product as uncharacterized. The transcript has 4 exons. The record is from RefSeq and is a predicted model, not a curated record. Bases 51 to 683 code for a protein of 210 amino acids. NCBI's taxonomy places the organism in Eukaryota, Metazoa, Arthropoda, Insecta, Diptera, Drosophilidae.
UGCAGUGCACUGCCGCCAAACAGCUGUUCGUCAACAAUCAACAAGCGAGAAUGGCUGAAGAAAUAAACAUUAAAAGCGGCAAAGCUGAUGCUGCUGCAAAAAAGAAAUCCGAUAUAUCAGCUUAUACAAAGAGAACAGUGCUCGAGUUUCUCCAGCAAAAUGGCUGCACUCACGCCAACCUGGAGACGGUGACACGUGCACGUCGUGGUAAUACGCAAAAAAUACUUGAUUUCUUUUGCAAGAGCUACGCGAAUGCCGAGCAGGCUGUGAAUCAAGACUAUAACUCAGUGAGUCUCAACAACAUCAAUCAUUGGCUGGAGUUGUUGAACAAAUCGGAAUUGUCAAAUCUCUGUGAAUACGAAUCCGCCGCAGUCUUGAAUGCCAUUCGGCGUAAUGAGCCGCAACCGGAGCCGGAACAACUGGAAGGCAUCGAUAUGAGUGAGGCUUAUACAUUUCUGGAGAAUGCUUUAACUGGACAGCCCCAAAAGACGUUAAGCGAGGCAACCGAAAAGUUUAUGGCACGCGAAAUUGAGUUGCUUAUUGCCGAGGCUAAUACCGAGGAGUCGGACUCUUUGGCACGAGAUAUUGGACAACAAUUGUCCACUCGCCAGGAUUAUAACUAUGAGGCGGAACCACAUCGAUGCAGUUUAGAUCCAUUGUUUUUGAAUGACAAAGAGCCAUAGUAGUAAAAUAAAAUAGUUAAGACCCAAGCAUAAAUAGC